AUGGCCAUUUCAAUCGCUGAUUCCAUUCGUAGUGAGUCUGAGAAGCUCUCGUCAGCUUCCAUCACAGCCCCAUUCGGCUUCCCAAAGGACCCUGCUGCCAUCCAAGGAACUGUGUACACAACAGCAGCCACUUUGAACUCCUCUGCGGUGUACUCAUCAGUCCAGAAGAUCUUCACUUACCAAGCCAUCGGUAACAAGGACGCACUUGAUGCUUCACUCAAGUUGUGGGCCACUUUGCAGAGAAAGAACGGCAAGGGAGCUGUCCCAUCUGUCUCAAACUUGGAGGUGAGAUCUGGUGCUGGUAAUGCCAUCUUGGGUUAUCUGUCCAAUGCUAAGAAGGACCAAGUCAUCCCAUUGGUCACCACAGGUGCCUCAUUGCCUUAUUUCGAGCCAACUUUGAAGUCUGCCUGUCAAGAGAAGCUGUUAUCCUUGCAAGUCUCUGCGUUGGACUACGACGAUCACUCCGGUACCUUGGUUUCAAACUAUGUCACUCCGUUGAACUUUGCAAACGACUUGAACUAUACCGUCUUCACUCCGUUGUCUAUCAACGAGGUUCAGCACAUCACCCUGUUGUCACUUGCUUACGCAAACCUCCAAUCUUCUGUGAACUUGUUUGACGGUCCAACCUAUAUCAGAGAGUCUGCUAGAGUUGAUAACGUUGUUACUCAGGACAAGUUGUCACAUGCCUAUGACCAAUUGGUUGCUGCUAUCCCAGCUUGGGAAGCUUUGCCAGUCUCAAAGAGACCUUCUGCUGCUUUGGACUCCCUUAACAGUGUUUUUGGUACUUCUUACAAGCCAUUCGAAUACUAUGGUCACGAGCAACCAACCAAUGUCUUUGUCGUUUACGGUUCCGUCGAGUCUGAACUCUUCACCACUGAAAUCGUCAAGAUCUCCAAGGAGCAUGACCUGAAGAUUGGUGUUAUUGCUACCAGAAUCCCAUUGCCAUUCGACUCUGAGUCCUUCCUCUCUGUGAUUCCACAAACCACCCAAACUUUGACUGUUAUUGGACAAUCUUUGAACAACUCAUCUUCUCUCUUGAAGAGCAACGUCAAUGCUACUGUUUUCUUGAAUGGUUUGUCAUCAAAGUACAAAGUUUCCGAGUUCAUCUACUCUCCAACCUUUGUUUGGUCUGCCAUUGCAGUGGAGCAGAUUGUCAACUCCUUUGUUGUCAUUCCAAAGAAGGAGUCCAAGGGUGAAACCAACGGUGCUUCCACUGUCCCACAAGGUGAAUUCAUUUUCUGGUCGUUGGACAACAGCAAAUACAUCAAUGCUUCUUCCAAGAUUGCACACGCUUUCUCUCUCGAUGCUAAUGUCAACCUCAACUUCAGAACCAAGUUUGACAACGAGCCAGCUGGUGGAAUCUACCAAGCCCAACUGUCUGUCUCCACCUCUGUUCCAGUUGUUGGUGAGAUUGAUGCUGCUGACUUGAUCGUUGUUGACGGUAAGCAGGUCUUGGAGAACUUCAACGUUGUCAAGACUAUCAAGCCACAAGGAACCAUCAUCAUUGCUCAAGAGGAGUUGCCAGCUGAUUUGAACGAAUUCAUCGAGAAACUGCCAGCUCAAUUCCGUCGUAACGUUGCUAAGAACGAGAACAAGUUGGUGUUCCUUGACUUGACUGCGAUUGGUGAAUUGCCAGAGGCUCAGGGCCGUACCGGUUUGAUUGCCAUUCAAGCUGUGUUCUGGAAGUACGCUGCUCCACAGCUGAACAUCAACGCCAUCGUGAGAACCUUGUGGCAAUCUGCUGGCUCUGAGAUUGAGCUUUUGGCUGCUGUCUUGACAUCUAUUGUUGAGGAGACUGUCUUCCCUAAGGGUAUCAAGGAGUUCGCUGUCGACUCCAAAUGGGCUGAGUUGCCAUUGGAGGAAAAUGAGGUUUCAUUGCCAGUCUUUGUCAACGAAUCUUCAUUCGAAGCCAACCCAAGAUUCACUCCAGAAGCCGAGGUGCCAGAGAUCUCCUCCUAUGUUGAUGUUGCUAAGAAGUUGGCAUUCAGCGAAUCUUUCAACACCACUAACAACCUCAGACCUGACCUGCCAGUCCGUAACUUUGUCGUCAAGGUGCAAGAGAACCGUCGUGUCACCCCAUCUGACUAUUCCAGAAACAUUUUCCACAUCGAGUUUGAUAUUUCUGGCACUGGUUUGACCUACGACAUUGGUGAAGCUCUUGGUGUUCACAGUAGAAACAACACCGAGGAGAUCAACAAGUUCAUCGAGUUGUAUGGCUUGGAUCCAAACGCUUUGAUCCAGGUUCCAAAUAAGGACAACAGCGAUCUGGUUGAGACAAGAACUAUUUUCCAAGCUUUCACCGAGAACCUGGACUUGUUGGGUAAGCCAGCAAAGAGAUUCUAUGAGACCUUGGCUCCAUUCGCCACGGAGGAGAAGGAGAGAAAGCAGCUGGAGACCCUGGGUUCUGCUGAAGGUGUCGAGCUGCUGAAGAAGUUCCAAGACGUCGAGUUCUACAGCUACACUGACAUCUUUGAGCUCUUCCCAUCAGCCAGACCAUCAGUCGAGGAGUUGGUAUCCCUGGUCCCACCUUUGAAGAGAAGAGAGUACUCCAUCGCUUCCUCUCAGAAGAUGCAUCCAAAUGCUGUUCACCUGUUGAUUGUCGUUGUCGACUGGGUCGAUGCCAGAAAGCGUAAGAGAUUCGGUCAGUGUUCCAAGUAUCUGUCCGAGUUGGCUAUCGGCACCGAGCUUGUUGUUUCUGUCAAGCCAUCCGUCAUGAAGCUGCCACCACUGUCCACACAACCAAUUGUCAUGAGUGGACUGGGUACCGGUUUGGCUCCAUUCAAGGCCUUUGUCGAGGAGAAGAUCUGGCAGAAGGAGCAAGGUAUGGAGAUUGGUGAGAUCUUCCUCUACCUGGGUGCUAGACACAGAAAGGAAGAGUACCUGUAUGGAGAAUUGUGGGAGGCUUACAAGGCUGCUGGUAUCAUCACCCACAUUGGUGCUGCCUUCUCCAGAGAUCAACCAGAGAAGAUCUACAUCCAAGACCGUAUCAGACAGACAUUGCCUGAACUCAAGGAGUGUAUUGUUAAGAAGAACGGUUCCUUCUACUUGUGUGGUCCAGUCUGGCCAGUUCCUGAUGUCACUGCUGCUUUGGAGGACAUUGUUGCCGAAGAAGCCAAGGAGAGAGGUGUUGAGGUUGAUGCUGCCAAGGAGGUUGAGGAGAUGAAGGAGAACUCCCGUUACAUCUUGGAGGUUUACUAA
Molecule: messenger RNA, 3198 nt
Organism: Williopsis jadinii
Lineage: Eukaryota; Fungi; Ascomycota; Saccharomycetes; Phaffomycetales; Wickerhamomycetaceae
Gene: MET10
Product: sulfite reductase subunit alpha
Exons: 1
Coding region: 1-3198 (1065 amino acids)
Cellular component (GO): cytosol
Molecular function (GO): FMN binding; flavin adenine dinucleotide binding; sulfite reductase (NADPH) activity
Source: RefSeq, a predicted model, not a curated record